GUUGGUGACAGCGGAUGCAGGGAGAUGUGUCUACCUGAAUCUUUUUGACCUUCAGUGGCGAUUGGCCCCCACAGCCGUCUGUCAACAUGCAAGGAUUCUACUCCAAGCUCGACUCCUCCCCCUCCUCAUCCCCGCUGUUGGGCCUGGGCCUGAGGGGCGAAGGGGCCCCUGUCCCCCUCAGCCUGGCUGUGGAGACAGAGAAAGCUCAGGCCCUCCUACAGACUUUCAGCUCCGCCUCCCUGCUGGCGUCUGCAGGACUGGGGAUGUUCUGUGUGGUGGCCGACCACACCCUCCAGAUGUCGGUCAUCCAGAACCACCUGUGGCUGCGCGCCGCCCUGGACAACGCCACACACGGAUUGGUGGGCCUGUGGUCGUGGGCGGUUGUUAUUGGACUGAGGAAAAAGAGUGAUCUGUACGAGGUGCUUCUGGCUGGUCUGCUGGCGUCGAUCAUAGACCUGGAUCACUUCUACAUGGCUGGAUCCCUGUCACUCAAGGCGGCCGUGUCUCUCCCUCAGCGUCCUCCCCUCCACUGCUCCUCUAUCAUCCCCGUGCUCUGUCUCUCCCUCCGCUUCCUCAUGUGGAUCGGACGCCUCAAAGACGCUUGGUGCUCCCUGCCCUGGAUGAUUUUCAUCUCGAUGGCCACGCACCACGUCCGGGAUGCCGUGCGCCACGGGCUGUGGCUGUGUCCCUUCGGUAACACGGCACCGAUCCCCUACUGGCUGUACAUCAGCACCACGGCCACGCUCCCUCACCUGUGUUCGGUGCUCAUGUAUCUGACGGGGACCAGGGAUGUGAUCUCCACCAAACACGGGGUGGCCAUUGACGUUUAGAGGCCACUGACUCACCAGUGUCGUCUGGUGCUGAUCCCGUGUCGAAAGAAAUGUGAGAAACAACUUUUACCUACUUGAAAUCACUGGAGGAUGUUUGUGACUCAAGUUUCGUGGAAAUUGUAUUUGAAAGAUUUUUGCUGGAAAGACAAAUCAAUCUUUUUCUGAUUUAUUUGCUGAAUGAAGAACAGUUGCUAUGAGAUGAAGAAGAAAAAGAUUGGGACAAAUUAGCUUUUCAAAAUCAGGUUUUAAUCACGUUUUUCGUUUUUCUUCAAUAACUGUCUCCGACCUUUAAAGCUUUGACACAUCGUUCAGCAGAGACUUUGUCGAUGGCUGCUCAUUGUCACCAACACGAGGGACUCAAACCUACAAGCGUUCACAUCACAUCUUGUGCCCCGAGCUCUUAAACACCUUCACUACCACGAGCUGCCCUCGUCCUUACUCGAUGAAAAGUCAACCAAAGGUCAACCAAAGGUCAACUACAGGCUGCUGGACACCUGCACGUGGUCAGCAGUGUCACUCUCACCACAUUUACUCCACUGUGCUUUGAAACGUCUUCGUCUGCCAUAGCAGUAAAAGUCAAUAUACUUUAAAAGAACAUUUAAAAACCACCACAAAACAACCACAAUCAUCUGUGACUGAUCGAGCUUUAACAGGAGCCAGUUUCUGCUCCUCUGAGUUGCAGCAGCGGUUCUCAGUGCCAAAUGUUUGUGAUGGACGAUGAUUGUGGAGUUUCUGACCUGGUGCUUACUCCUUGUUUGUUUUUGACUUUACAGCAUCUUGACCUGGAUCUAGCUUUGUUUGAUUUAGCUGGAAAGAGAGGAGGGAGAAUUAUUCCACCUUUUAAGAUGCUCUGUUGAAGAUGCUUUACAUUUCUUUCUUUAUUCUUACGUUGUAAAACAAUUCUUUGUCCACUUUUAAACAGGAAGCUGAUUAAUCAUCAUGUGUAUCUACGGAUUUGGCUCAGUUGCUGCAGCAAAAGUGAAAUUAUGACAAAUUAUUCCUGAAGCUUUUAAGACAAUUUAAAGUUCAACUCGGCAGUAUCUUGUGUAAUUAUUAUAAAUACUAAAGGGAGUAACUUUUACAAUAGUGUGUUCAUUGAAAGUAAUAUCUACAUAUUACAUGUUAACUUGCUGUGUGUGACCUGUUGCUAUUUUCUUCUUAUGCUACUGUUCUUAAAUUAUAAUGUACAGUAGAGUCAACAUGUUGGAAUUCUUAAUUGGCUUUUCAGUGAUGAGGGAUGUCAUUCAUAAAUAUUAUAAAUCACUAAGACACAGCUGAAAUCAUACACACUCUUUUAGAUGUAGACUGCACACACACAUUCUUAAACAGUAGUGUUAAUACUUAGUUUUAGUUAGUACACAACAAUAUGGAAUCCAGUGUAUUUAAUGGGUUUUAGAGGUGUGUACUUUUUGAAUGUACAUGAUUGAAUUAUAAAAUGGCCAAUUCUUUCCAACCUAUACAGAUUAAAAUUUUACAUUGAAUACUUCUCAAAUCUGGGACUAAACAAUUUUCAAUUUCCAUAAGAUUUGUUUUUUUUUUCUUGUGAAGCUGUUGUAGUGAUGCUUUUUGUUGGCUAGGUGGCGGCAGUGAGCUGUAGUGAUUCUCGAUUGAUAUCUCAAUAUAUUUUCUCUCUGUGGAGUUGGGCUCAGAGUCGUGAAAUGAGACAGAAAUGGUAUAUGGGAUUAAGUUAAGAAUAUUUAUUUAUAUAUUUUGUUGUUUGGGUGUUUUAUAGGUUUGCUUUUUUUAUUUUUUCGCACUUUAAUCUUUAUUUUUAUUAUGUUUUCCGACUUAUUUUAAUUAUCGUGUUACAGUGGAAUUAUGCAAACACAGUUCAAAGCAGAAGUUAUUGACGUGAACUAUUUAUAGGUAAUAUUUUCACCAUCUUUAGCUGUGACCUGAACAGGAUGGACAUGGGCGCUGUGUCAUUCACUGUCAAACACAAUCUCAUUCUCUGCUGCUUAUUUUUUACCAUGUGACCUUUAUUGAUGCAAUAUUAUGUUGGAUUUUGCACAUUUUAUGUUAUUUAUUUGUCGUUUGUUUUUUUCCAGUUUUGUUUUUCAUCUGGAGAAAAUGUGAAUAGCUUGAAGAUUUCACGCAGUGUUCUUUUUAUCUCAAUAAAAUCUAUCAUGUA
Molecule: messenger RNA, 2961 nt
Organism: Platichthys flesus (European flounder)
Lineage: Eukaryota; Metazoa; Chordata; Actinopteri; Pleuronectiformes; Pleuronectidae
Gene: tmem267
Product: transmembrane protein 267
Exons: 3
Coding region: 87-830 (247 amino acids)
Source: RefSeq, a predicted model, not a curated record